UUAACGUGGGCUCGUCUCCGCAAGCUGAACUUUGACCAGGGUGGAGAUCGCGGUACCAGCUCUACAUUUCCUUACAUAACUUCAAAACACUUCACGGUGGGUAGAGUUUUUCGUCUCCAAGUCUCGAAGAUGUUUGCCCAGAUGCUUCGUGGACAUAGCUGAAGGAAUUUGGCAGCAGUUCUGUUCCGUUUGGGCCCAGAGUCUGCCUGUAAAUCUGCGGUGUUGACUUUGUGCAUUGCGGGAAUGUGGAAUCCAACAUGGCGAGCUGGCGCCAAGUUUUCAACUCCUACUAGUCCUACUUGGCCAAGGUCGCUGAGACUACGGACAUAGGUUGAUGCAAAGCUGUUCCCUAGCUCUUAUGUGUCCGUGGGAAGACUGCAUACUUGUCCCACGUAUUGUAACACCUGAAGUUUCCAGGUAAAGGGAAGGGACAUCAUGAUCCCCUUGUCCUCGUUAGUUCGGGUUGAGAGGAUCGAAGAAGAGGCGGAGGAGGCGUUCACAAAACGGCGGCGGACGCGAUGUCUGAUGAUCAUCGGGACAGUCACCCUGUUCACGGCCGGCAUCAUCGUCAUGAGCAGAGUGUCCAUGAUCGCCGGACAGAUCAUCGUCUGUUUCACCGCGCUGCUGGUGUUUUUUGUGGGUGUGUUCAGCUGCUGUGUGAGUGUAAACAAAACGUGUAGACGAAACAGCGACAGGGAGCAGAGAAUCGCGGCUGUGUGCCCGCAGGACAUGCAGGACUCCCUCCCGGGGACAGUAGUGCCCAGGAUUGAGCCGGCCUGUAGCAACCCCACCCCUCAGACGACAUUGCCACCCUACACUAGUAGAGAGGACCUGCCACAGUAUGAAGAAGCACCUCCGUACCACGAGGUACCACCAACAGUGGGGUACCCUGAGCCUCAGCCUAGGUACCCACAGGACCCAGAGGAGUACCACAACAGGAGCAGUACUUUAUUUCCUGGUGUUUACCAGCCACCACCUUCAUAUGAGGAGGCAGUGAAUUCUGCAAAAGUAUUCCUACCAGGCCUGCUUUGGAACGUUUGCUGCAGAAAUCCUCCAUUCUUCAGAAGUGACUUGUGGAGGCACACCAGUAGGCGUGGUUUACGAACAACAAUGCUGCCUAUUUCAGUGCUACCGACAGACCAGAAUGAAUCAGACGAGGCCAAGAGAAGACGACUUAAACGAUGCAUCUUGGCGAUGGCGUUCGUCUUGUUCUCUGUCUUGGUGAUUUUGGUAUACCGAUAUUCCAUCAUAGCGUCACAAGUUAUGGUGGGUGUCGCCACGCCACUGUUCAUGGGCGCGAUCCUGUUCCAGUGUUGUUGUCGCACAGGGGCUCCUCACCGGCCGGGUACCGGGGAACAGUGUGCCGCAGAUCCAGAGCUAGAGAGCGGCAGUGGAUUUGAACAGCCGUCAACGACACUGCUGGGGUAUGGUGACCCACAGGCUACCUUACCACCUUACACACGCGUGGAAGAGGAGCCUCCUCAGUAUGAUGUCAUCUACAGUGACGGACAGACUGUGCCUAUUCUGGAUCCAGCAGUCUCGUACCCAGGGACAGCACUACAACUGCCACCCUCGUACCCAGAAACCCCAUGUGCGGAACAACCGAUGCAGUACCCACAAAAUUCCGACAGGGGCACCACCGACCAGUCAGUCCCCCCACCGCCCUAUGAGGAGGCGAUAACAUCCGUAAAAUGAUGAUAAUUUAUGUC
Molecule: messenger RNA, 1709 nt
Organism: Branchiostoma belcheri (Belcher's lancelet)
Lineage: Eukaryota; Metazoa; Chordata; Leptocardii; Amphioxiformes; Branchiostomatidae
Exons: 4
Coding region: 436-1695 (419 amino acids)
Source: RefSeq, a predicted model, not a curated record